AUGGCAAACGAGUUCCAUGGAUCUUCUUUAAGGAGCUCUUCUCCCAACAACCCUAAGUUUAUCCAAAUCAUUACUUCAUUAGAUGAAUUACACUGUCUGAGGAUUCCAGUAGUAUUUGCACAAAGACACUGCGAGAACAUGUUAAACCCCGUGUUUCUUGAGGCUCCCCAUGGAAAACCUUGGGAGGUUGAAGUGGAAAAUUCUCAAGGCCAAAUUUGGCUAGCCAAGGGAUGGAGUGAAUUUUGUGACUAUUACUCAAUAAGAGUCAAGAGCAUAUUAAUUUUCACAUACAACCCGCGUUGUCACUUUGUUGUCGCUAUAUAUGAUCAGAGUAAAACAGAAAUUGAAUAUCCAAUAGAUCAAGAUAUUGAAUCAGAUGAACAAGAGGAAGAUGUUCUAGUUGCCCAAGCUAAUGCUAAUGUAAUCGAUGAAGAUAUUCUAAUUCUCCAAUCUAAUGCUAAUGUAAUCGAAGAAGAUAUUCCAAUUCUCCAAUCUAACGCUAAUGUAAUCGAGGAUGAAGAGGAAGAUAUUCCAGUUAAUAGCCCUCAAACUAAUGCUAAUGUAAUUGAUCAACAUAAGGAGGUUGGAGAAGCUAAUAGUAUAAGUGAAAAAGUUGGUCCAAAUAAUUAUAGUAGUCGAUACAGUUUGGUGGACUUAACUGGUGACAAUCCGUUUUUUGAAAUGGUUAUAAAAAAGUCACAUGCUACUCGUAUGGCUAUCCCGUUGAGAUUCGCCCAACAAACAGACAUAAUAAACAUGAAGAAUAUGAGGUUGGUUAAUGAAGAAGGAGUAGAAUGGAAAGUGAAAAUAGAGUAUACUAGGAGUACGGUUAUCAUAAAAAAAGGAUGGACUGCCUUUCGAAAAGAUAACAAAAUAGCUAAUGGUGAAACUUGUCGCUUCAGGUUGAUUCGGGGCCCCAUUGCAAAUGUUUUGCAGGUUCAGAAGAUCUCAACACCCCUUUGCUUGCAAUAA
Solanum lycopersicum (tomato) is the source of this 972-nucleotide messenger RNA. RefSeq names its product B3 domain-containing transcription factor VRN1-like. NCBI's taxonomy places the organism in Eukaryota, Viridiplantae, Streptophyta, Magnoliopsida, Solanales, Solanaceae. The record is from RefSeq and is a predicted model, not a curated record. Gene Ontology annotation, molecular function: DNA binding.